Messenger RNA from Dreissena polymorpha, 2691 nucleotides. RefSeq names its product V-type proton ATPase subunit d-like. The coding region runs from base 109 to 1164 and encodes 351 amino acids. Gene Ontology annotation, cellular component: early endosome; proton-transporting V-type ATPase, V0 domain; lysosomal membrane. The transcript has 8 exons. Gene Ontology annotation, molecular function: proton-transporting ATPase activity, rotational mechanism. The record is from RefSeq and is a predicted model, not a curated record. Gene Ontology annotation, biological process: vacuolar acidification; vacuolar transport; proton transmembrane transport. NCBI's taxonomy places the organism in Eukaryota, Metazoa, Mollusca, Bivalvia, Myida, Dreissenidae.
CCGGAAGUAGACAAAGAAGUACAGUUUGUGUCAUGUGACAGAAAACAGGAAACGAAGAUUUAACAUUCACGUUUCGGAUUUUCACCGUUAAAUAUUAGAUUUUUCAAGAUGAUGCAGUAUCAGGACAUGUUCUUUAACAUCGACCAUGGUUAUCUGGAAGGUCUUGUUCGUGGAUUUAAGUCGGGAAUUCUUAAAAAGGGCGAUUACCUGAACCUUGUACAGUGUGAAACAUUGGAAGAUCUGAAGCUGCAUCUUCAAAGUACAGACUAUGGCAACUUCCUUGCCAAUGAACCAAGUCCCUUGUCCGUCUCCACUAUAGAUGACAAACUGAAGGAAAAGUUGGUGAUUGAGUUCAACCAUCUGCGGAACCACUGUCUGGAACCGUUGGCAACAUUCCUGGAUUAUGUCACGUACAGCUACAUGAUUGACAACAUAAUUCUGCUCAUCACUGGCACCCUUCGCCAGCGACCAAUCAGCGAGCUCAUUCCAAAGUGUCAUCCGUUGGGAAGCUUUGAACAGAUGGAAGCGAUUCACAUUGCGUCCACUCCUGCUGAGUUGUACAACGCAGUUCUGGUUGACACCCCAUUAGCACCAUACUUCAUGGACUGCAUAUCGGAGCAAGAUCUGGAUGAAAUGAACAUAGAAAUCAUCAGAAACACUCUGUACAAGGCUUAUUUGGAGGAUUUCUAUCAAUUCUGCGCAAGUUUGGGCGGGUCUACGAUGGAGUCCAUGUGUGAAGCACUUGCUUUUGAAGCCGACAGAAGAGCGUUCAUCAUCACGAUAAACUCGUUCGGGACCGAACUGUCAAAGGAAGAUCGUGCCAAGCUGUACCCACGCUGCGGGAAGCUUUACCCGGACGGUUUGUCUCUGUUGGGAAAGGCAGAUGACUAUGAUCAAGUCAGGGGCGUGGCAGAAAGUUACGGGCAAUACAAGGCGCUGUUUGAUGGAGCAGGAAAUAAUGCAGGAGACAAGACACUAGAGGACAAGUUCUUUGAGCAUGAGGUGAAGCUGAUGAAGAACUCGUUCAUGAUGCAGUUCCAGUUCGGCGUGUUCUAUGCCUACGUGAAGCUCAAAGAGCAAGAGAAUCGCAACAUCGUCUGGAUCGCAGAGUGCGUUGCGCAGAGGCACCGAGCGAAAAUCGACAGUUACAUUGAAAUCUUCUAAUACAUUCCAGUUUUCCAAGUGGCAAGAGACUAUGUAUAUUAGUUGUUAUACACUAUAAUUUUAAGACAUGUGCGUGAAGUUUUGUCUGGCAAAAUACUUUCUGCUUUGAUAGAAUGUUUUGGUGAAACAUAAUUUCUUCUAAAUAAAAAUUCAGUCUAGGUGGCAAGUGCCGUCCCUGAUUAUCCUGUGCUGACUGCACAGGCUAAUCUAAGACUAAACUUUAGGCAGAUGAAUUGAGCCUGGUUUUCCCAGGGUAAGUGUUCAUGUAAGAGAGACUCUAGUGUAACAGUUGGUGUUGUUUAACCUCAACAAAAAAUAAACUGCUACUUGAAACCAUCAAACACAUCAUAGUUUAUGUAAAAGCAUCAGGCUUGUGUGAAAUGUUGGUGUUGCAUUAUUUGUUUAGCAAUUAAAGUUGUGAGAUAUUAAACAUAUAAAUAUUAUUAUUCUUUCUUUGAUUUUUUUUACAGUAGUUGUCUUUAUUGCGCAUUUGUGAAAAUUCUGUUUCACAUGUCUUGAGCAAAACACAACAUUUAUGAUUAUAUGGUGAAUCUUUAAAGAAAAUAUAUAAGGCAGUCAUUGAUGUUCAUGUUUGUUUUGUUACAAAAUUAAAUUGUAUUAAUAACAUGACGCAUUUUUAUUUUGUUCAUUAUGGUCAAGUCCUUGAUCCCUCAGAAAUCAUAUAAAAACAAAAUAAAAAUAUUUAAACAAAAUUUAUUAAAAAGCUGUCCUGUUUUACCUCAUGUUUAUUUUAUGUGUGUAUGACACUUUGAUAAGAGUGUUGUAGAGAAGACCCUCUUUGUUUAAAUGUUUAUCUAUAUCUAGUCGAUUAAUUAGAAUUUGAACAGAAUUUCUUUAAACUUCAUAAAAUCCAUGAUCCAGUCAACAUUGUUUUAGUGAGGAUAUGGACAUUUUCCGAAUGUACAAUAUGAACUUCAGGUAAAAGCAAUCCAAUGUGAACAUAAAAAGGUAUUCUUCAAAUUUAGUGACAGAAAUUAGCAAAAGCUGAGGAUUGUUUAAUGUCAUCAACUAAAAUGAUUUUUUAUGUACUGGCAAGCGUUUUAAGCAAUAAGAUUACAUAAAUAAUAUUACCUAAAAAUGAAUUAUUACCAUUCAAGAUUUAUCUACAAAUGGAACUGUUCGGUUCCUAUGUUGUUACUUUCUUAACUUUAUGUAUUGUGUGUUUCUUGGAAGUAAUCCACCAUUGAAUGUUUUUCAACCAUGACGGCUGACAAGAUUGGUCAUACUUGUAUUAAUGUUUGGAUUGUAAAGCUCAUUUUUCAUUAGCUUUGAAAGGGAAUGUGUAAAUUAUAUUAUUUAUUCAAGAUUUGUUGUUUUAAUCUAGAAAAUAUGUUGAGAUGUUUUUUUAUUUGUUUUCUAAUAAUAGCUGUUAUUCAAUUAUUAAAAUGUAUUGAUACAGACUAAAGUUGAAUCAUAAACGCAUUUGUUGGAAUAUAGACGAUAUGGUAUAAAUUUAUGUUGAACAUGUGUAUAUUAUUCAUUGAUAAAUAAAAUGAAAUAUUCAUA